Messenger RNA from Aspergillus oryzae RIB40, 957 nucleotides. RefSeq names its product isopenicillin N synthase family dioxygenase. Gene Ontology annotation, molecular function: dioxygenase activity. The record is from RefSeq and is a predicted model, not a curated record. Lineage: Eukaryota; Fungi; Ascomycota; Eurotiomycetes; Eurotiales; Aspergillaceae. The transcript is spliced from 3 exons. Bases 1 to 957 code for a protein of 318 amino acids.
AUGACCCUCCGCACAGUUGAUUUCUCAGGCUUCCUGCAUGGCACCGAAGAGCAGAGGCGGCAGGUUGCCGCCGAGCUCGUAGAUUGUUUAAAAUCAUUAGGCUUCGUGCGGUUGAUCAACCAUGAGGUGCCGGAGAAAACCAUAGAGGGUCUCCUCGAACAGUCAAAGCGGUUCUUCACGUUACCGACAAGCGAAAAAGUCAAGAUCGCAAACGAUCCGGGUCCACAUCCGCAGCGAGGCUGGAGCCGCAUAGGAAUGGAGCAAACUGCCAAGCUUCGCGAGGAGAAUCUUGCCGAAGCGGCUGGCCGCGAACAAUACCCAAACAAAUGGCCAGAAAGCAUGCCCGACUUCCAACCAUUUGUACAGGAAAGCUACCAAAUCUGCCAACGCACCUGCUUCCAAAUUAUAUCCGCCAUCGAGCUCGGCCUCGGCCUCCAAGCAGGCCGCUUGACACAAUGUUGCCAGCCGGCUGCCAGUGAAAUCCGUCUUCUGUACUAUCCACCCACCACAAAGAAUCUCUUCGACGAGGGGCUCAAGAAGCGUGCCUGGCCACACACCGAUUUAGGUAUCAUAACGCUCCUGUUCCAGGAUAUGGUGGGCGGGCUGGAAGUCGAAGACCGGGCCGCAGGCAAACCCAGAUCUUUUAUUCCUGUCAAGCGAGUAUCGCCGAAUGAGAUGAUUGUCAACACGUCAGAUUCGCUCCAGCGGUGGACAAACAAUGUUAUACGGGCUGGGUUGCACCAGGUCACUGCGCCAGAUGCUGCGAAGCUGUCGAAUGGGGUUGAUAUGCUUCCGGCUCGCUGUUCGAGUGUUUUUUUCUUUAAGGCUGGGCGGGAUACGUCGGUUGGACCACUUCCUGAGUUUGUUACUGAGGACCGGCCCGCGGCAUUUGAGGAUAUGACGGCGCUACAGUAUCAGCAGCUCAAAACACGUAUUCUGCAUGGUGUGGAGGGGUGA